Messenger RNA from Osmerus eperlanus (European smelt), 1100 nucleotides. RefSeq names its product T-cell surface glycoprotein CD3 gamma chain-like. The transcript has 5 exons. Gene Ontology annotation, biological process: cell surface receptor signaling pathway; positive thymic T cell selection. Bases 28 to 525 code for a protein of 165 amino acids. The record is from RefSeq and is a predicted model, not a curated record. Gene Ontology annotation, molecular function: transmembrane signaling receptor activity. NCBI's taxonomy places the organism in Eukaryota, Metazoa, Chordata, Actinopteri, Osmeriformes, Osmeridae. Gene Ontology annotation, cellular component: alpha-beta T cell receptor complex; external side of plasma membrane.
CUGCAGUGCUGAGGCUGAGGAGAAAGAAUGAAGACUCUACUGUUGGCCAGUGUACUCCUGGUUUGGACCAUGAGGGCCUCAUCAGAGGAGAAAAUAACUGUGAUCAAAGAGAAGAACGGAAUCCGCCUGGAAUGUCCGAAGUCAGAUAACUUGUAUAGCGGAUCAGUCCUACACAAUGGGAUAUUGGAGUACACUGAUGAGAAGACAGGGGAGUACGUAUGCAAGAACAACGAGUAUGAUCCAACAAUUAAAAUGUACGUCAAGUUCCGGACAUGUAAGAACUGCAUCCAACUGGAUCCUGCCGCUGCAGCAGGUAUGGCUAUCGGAAACCUGGUGGCUACAGUUAUGAUUGGAGUAGCUGUAUACCACAUAGCCUCCCAGUCCAGACGCACUCCAGCCACAGUCCAACAAGCUUCAGAUCGCCGUGCACUCAUCCCUAAUGAAUCAAACAACGAAAGCCACUAUCAGAAACUGAACGACAGGACUCGCAGCAAUGACCUCUACUCCUACGCCAGGACUGGCUAGGCCUCCUCACCAACUGACCCACUGACCACCCCCUCUUCCUCUUAACACACUGGGCAAAGUGUUGUAAUUGGUCCCACCUAUCUUUCUUAUACCAAAUCAAAACGUUAAUUUUGUUUGUAUUUUUGGGAUGCUACCAUUCAUGCUUUCUAUCAUGUUGUAGUGCUUAGCUUUCUAGUAGGUCUCUAUACUGAAUUAAAUAUACUGUAAAUGUACUAAUAUGUAGAUACCAAAAUACCCUAAAGCUUUUACAAGAAAUGUGAAACUCUGUACUUGCUGUUAAACACGUCCCUGCCUUCUUAUUACAUAGGUCAGUUUAUGUUAUUUUGUUAUGUAAAGUUUGAUAAAACUAUUUUAUUUUAAAAUAAAAUAAUUAAUGUGUGAGGAAAUAGAAUCAGAGCAAUGUAUUUAGAAAAUUGUUGAGUUCAAAACUUGGGUGUCACCUUUGAUUGUGACUUAUUAUUUAAUAAGAAGAUGAAUGCUGUGGUUUAAGGAAACCUUUUCCAUCUCAGGUCCAUUGCUUAAUUAAAAUGGUUUCUCUCACAGAAGGACUUGGAAAUAGUGAUUCAUGCUCUUAA